Messenger RNA from Nematostella vectensis (starlet sea anemone), 3037 nucleotides. RefSeq lists its product as uncharacterized. Bases 239 to 2191 code for a protein of 650 amino acids. The record is from RefSeq and is a predicted model, not a curated record. Lineage: Eukaryota; Metazoa; Cnidaria; Anthozoa; Actiniaria; Edwardsiidae. The transcript is spliced from 9 exons.
UAAAAUGCAGAGAAAAUGAAUAGCGUAAUUUUGUUGUAAAACUAGUCUUGUAGAUUCCUCGCGAUUUCAGCGCCAUCUUGAAAUUACGUAUCAGUCAGGAUUUCCGACGACGAGUCGACCGAUCGGUUCCGAACAUAUACAUUAACCGCUGACUUCCUGCAGACUCACCCUUCCUCUACGCCGGUGGAAAAUUGCUUCCCAUCUGUGUUUGGGGUUCGGGUCUCUCAGAUCGUCCGCGAUGUCUUACAACAACAUUUCUACCCUCUCGACUUCAUCAGACAUUCUUGACUUCUUGAGACAUAACGAUCUUGAGGACGCCGUACAGGAAUUUCAAAGGAAUCAAGUUGAUGGAGAGGACUUUUUCGAUCUGGAUUUGACCGACAUAUAUUUCAUGAUUCCUCGUUUGAAGUUGAGAAAGAAGUUCAUCAAAGCUUGGAGCAGGGUGACGAAAAUGACAUUUGAUGUGCAUGGUAAAAGGAUAUUUUUGCAAAAAGGAAGCACUACAAUAGAGGAUGGGACUCCAUUGCAGCCUUCAGCAACAUCUAUUUCAAACACUCCAAUACGUGAACAUCUGCAGCCAGUAGCCACUUCUUCUUUUCCCAUCACUCCCAUUCCUGAACAAAUUUCACAGCCAGAUGCGCCAAUUCAAUCCAUUUCAACGACUCAAAUUCCUGAACAUCUUUCACAGCCUUUAGCAGACUCUAUUUCUAACACUUCUGUUUCUAAGCAUCUUUCACAUUCCAUGAUGGCGUCUAUAAACACGACUGUAGAUUCGACACAACCCUCAUUCUGCAUGACUGGACAUUCUACAGAACCUCUAGCAACAUUUAUUUCUGCCUCCUCUGUACCAAGUACACAUCCUUCAUUGCUGGUAGCACCAUGUAGUUCCACAGGAUCAGUAAAUGAACUGACCUACUCUACAACACAGAUGAAUUCCAGCCUCCAACCUCAGUCAUCAACUUCCCCACUCAAUGCUCCACUAAAGCGAAAGCUUUGUUCUGAUGACAGCAUCAUACAUGAGGUUACUCCUAGUAAAUACUGGCUGGAUGCUUUUGUGAUUCCAUCAACGUGGUCACCAGAUGUUGAAGGGGGACUUGAAAAACAGUACCUUAACCCAGCACAAAAGAAUGCCAUGAUACGCCAAAUCUGCUCCUCCAUUAUGGCAGUGACGAACACAACAAAGCGCAGUGAAAGGAACCAGAUAGCUAUCCUUCUUCUUGAAAAGUACCCCUUUCUAAAAGGCUCCAGUGAAACAGACUAUGAAGUAUGGGCAAAAAAGAUGGAAGAGCGAAUCUUUAAUGUUAGAAGGAAAGCCGCCAGGAAUGAAAGGAAGAAGUUAAAAGAAGAGGGUAUUGUUGUUCCGAAGGCCAAACCAGGGAGGAAAAAAAUGGCAGCUGAAGCUGCAAUCAUGUUAACAGAGGAGGCUUUAGAGGCUUUGGAGGAGCUAAGGGUGGAGCUUGUGAAGGUGGUACAGAAUAAGCCUGUUGAUGUCUGCAGACAGAAGGACUUAAUGGAUGCAACAUUUCCCUUGAGAAGAAGAGCAGUUCUAAAGGAAGACAUGGAGGUGUGGGAAGUUGUAAGAAACUACCCUUGUCUACAAGAUCCUGCGGGAAUUGAGCUAAGAGCGGAACUAGGGCGCAUUAUCAGGCCUUGUGUUGACAGAGUAAUGCAAACUAACUGGGAAACUGCAAGGCCCAAGAUUCUUCAGGCAUUGAAAAAGAUUGAUGACGAGGAAAUCCAGAAUAACUUGGCCAUUCUUGAGGAUUCUGAAGCUUCAGAUAACUUAGAAUUGGAAAAUCGCUGUAUCUUUGCCUGCUUGUCAUUCGCUCUUGGAGAGAAGAGCAAUGCGAAGACAAUCGUCGGGGAACUGUUUUGGCAUAUAAUACCAACAUACAGUGACUUCUACGUCUCUUCUAUCAUCUCAAGUUCCACUACCCCAAGACUUCUCUCUACUGGCACUACCAAUGAACUAGAGUCUUUGCAUCUCAUCGGGGACGGCACGGUCAUUGUUUCUUUUAACCCACAAAACAUUUUAGAGGCUGUGAUUGCCUUGAUUUCUAGUUUUUAUACAUUCAAUUAUGUUUACCCAAAAGGACGUGCAGCAAACAUUUAUUCCUUCCUUGAACAUGUUAUGAUAGGAAAACGGGAACCCCUACCAACAGGUGUAGAAACUUUCCUAGGUAGCAUGUAAACUUUUACCCGUGAAAGGAAGUGUGAUAGUCAGGGUAAUAGUCAGUAAAAAAAAAUAGAACAAUAGAAUAUGAUCACAAUUAAGUGUAACACCCUAAAGUGUAGUUCACGGGUUACUGUCGAAUCCGUUGUAUCGUGACCCGCGGUUUUAAAACACGGUUCUGUUUUGGUUUUCUGUUCCGUCAGUAAAACCAUUCUGAGCCAAUCAGAAUCUCGCUUUGUGCACUUCCCUGGCUAUUCUCUGGACAAAAACCAGACAGUGUCGCGACAGAAAGUCAGGCAACUGCACUAGGCGAGAGAUGGCAAGAAUCUGAUUGGCUUAGAAUAAUUUGAAUGGCGGAACAAAAAAUCCCAAAAGACAAAAACAAAUCGAUGUUUCGAAUAUGUGGCGUCGCGACACAACGGAUUCGACAGUAAUGAAAAUCACUCUAGUGCAGCCAGUGCUCCAAGUCUAUGUUAACCCAUUCUCACACUGACCUGUUAUCUACUAUCUCCUUCUCCUUUGCGAAAUUGUUUGCUAAAUUCACUUACACUAUCUUGAUUUUUAGAUUCUUUUUUAUAUAAGAUUAUAUGGAUAAUAUAUUUCAGCCAUCAUAAAGUAAAGUUUUAUAAGCCAGACAGACAGACAGAUUUUAUUAGAGUGCUGUGAACAAAGAUGUACAAACAUUAAGAAAAUGUUGUAUAUAUUUUUAAAUAUUGGGGGGCAAAUCCCCCAGUGCCCCAACCCCUGCUACGGCCCCGAUACUAUUAUAAGAAAUCAGUGGAUAAGGUUUUUGCGAUAUCCAGAAUAAUAAAUAUCGAGACAGUGGAAUCAGACGAGGCCGAAAUAAAAGCCACUUUUCACAAA